Molecule: messenger RNA, 813 nt
Organism: Adineta ricciae
Lineage: Eukaryota; Metazoa; Rotifera; Eurotatoria; Adinetida; Adinetidae
Source: the annotation of a GenBank genome assembly
AUGAGCAGUAAUCUAGCGAUACUAAUCAGUUUGACAAUCGUUCAAAUCCCGUCGUUCUUCUGUGCAAUUCAGAUUCUUCGAUUCGGGCAACGAAACAAUCCAUUAACACGUCUACCCAAUCAUCUUCUUGUUUGUCUAUUAAUAGUUUCACUCUAUGCGAUUGCCAUUGAUUUACCAUUUACUCAGGCAUUUCUAUGGCUUGGCUUCGUCCCUAUUCAAACUUCUUCUAUGUGUACUUUUUAUAACAUCUCGUUUUCUACCAUGAGUGGCUUGAAUCGUGCAUUAAUGGCAUUUAUGUCGCUCGAGCGACAUUUUCUUGUCUUUCGCCCGCAACUCUAUCAUACAUUUCGUUCACGCGUUUUAUAUCAUUAUAUUCCACUCAUAAUUACAAUAUUGGCCGUUGUAUUAUACUUCAUUCCUACGACUAUCUUCGUCUCUUGUUCCACUGCGUCUUAUGAUUACACUCGAUUCAUGUGUGGUUAUACAUGUGCGGUUCGCGUACCAAGCUUCAUAUUAAUUUUGGUGUGGUUAUACGUCUUUCUUCCGACAGCAAUCAUAACUGUUGCAAAAUGGAAUCGUACUCGAAAAAUGAUCAUACACACAAGUGUAAUCUCCGGAGCAUACAUCCUUUGUUGGUUACCCUUUUCAAUUAUUCUUCAGUUGUCUGUCAAUGGAAUCACAUCGUUUAAUGACUAUAACAUCAGUCAGUUUCUCAUCUAUGGGCCAUACUUAACACCAUUAUUAACGCCAUUCAUUGUACAACAAACGAUUCCAGCACGACAAACUACAGUUCAGCCUGAAAAUGUCCAGUGA